CAUUUACCCUCUCUUCUUCCUGCUGCGUCCUCUUCUACUCCUAGUCCUCUUCCUUUUUUCCAACCGGCUACCAGUAGCCACUAAACUAGGCCGCUCGUUCGAUUGGAGCCCCGUAGCUAGCUAGAUAGGUAGUUUGAUUUGGUCGACGCUGAGUCGCUGACUAGCAUUGGGAUGCUUAGCUCGUCGGCCUCUCCUCCGUGGCUGGUGCGCAUGGUGGCGGCAAACGAUGACCAGGCAUCGUCCUCCUCCUCGUCCAAGGGUGGGGGUGCCAUGCUCACCACCGGCACGACCACUAUAGGCACGGGAUACCUCGGUGGUGGCGGGGCGGGCGGCAAUGCCGCUGACCCCCAGGACAGCAGCAAUAGCGGGCAGUCCAGGCUUGCGGCGCGCGGCCACUGGCGUCCGGCCGAGGACAUGAAGCUACGUGAGCUCGUGGCACUCUAUGGCCCCCAGAACUGGAACCUCAUCGCCGAGAAGCUCGACGGGAGAUCCGGGAAGAGCUGUCGGCUGCGGUGGUUCAACCAGCUGGACCCGAGGAUCAGCAAGCGGCCGUUCACCGACGACGAGGAGGAGAGGCUGAUGGCGGCGCACCGCUUCUACGGCAACAAGUGGUCCAUGAUCGCGCGGCUCUUCCCCGGCCGGACCGACAACGCCGUCAAGAACCACUGGCAUGUCAUCAUGGCGCGCAAGUACCGCGACCAGUCCAUAGCCUACCGCCGCCGCAAGCUCAACCAGGCUGUCCAACUCAAGCUUGACUCGUCGCCCCCCGGCUCCGGCGUGGCUGCCGGUGCCGGAUACGUCGACGUUGUUAGUCACCACGACAGCCACCUCGUGGCCGCCGCCCACGACUCCGCCAUCUUUGCGGACCCCUACGGCUUCAGCUUCAGGCAGUGCUGCGUCUCUUUCCCUGCCGGCGCCGCCGCUGCCUCGGCGCCGUUGGAGCCUACCUUCUGCUUGUUCCCCGGGCCCGGCGCCGCAUCAUUGCACAACGGGCGCCUCUCGUGGCCGGACGCCAUGGCCGUGCGAGGCGCAGGAGGUGGCGGCCUUUACUGGGAGCCGCUGCUGCCGCAGGGAGGCUGGAUCGGCGGCGGCCACCACGAGAUGGCACGGUUCAACUCUGUCGACGCGAAUGGAUCGUCUGCCGCCGUGUUUGCCGUGACGGAGCAAGCUGGCCUUCACUUGGACGGCGCGUCGCGGUCGCCGACUUUCAUAGAUUUCCUCGGGGUCGGAACGACAUGAUGGAUAGACGGAUCGGACGCGCCCAUGCAUGGAUCCAUGCGGAUGCGGCAGGUGGACCACUAGCUACCUCUAGCCUCUAGACAGCUUCCUGUAAAAGCAUCUCUAUCCGACCCGAUAUGAUCCGUAAAAUAAUUGUCAAAAUAGGGAUCAACACGAAAAAUGUUGUUUGAUCAGA
Molecule: messenger RNA, 1414 nt
Organism: Hordeum vulgare subsp. vulgare (domesticated barley)
Lineage: Eukaryota; Viridiplantae; Streptophyta; Magnoliopsida; Poales; Poaceae
Product: transcription factor CSA-like
Exons: 3
Coding region: 172-1239 (355 amino acids)
Biological process (GO): regulation of DNA-templated transcription
Cellular component (GO): nucleus
Molecular function (GO): DNA-binding transcription factor activity, RNA polymerase II-specific; RNA polymerase II cis-regulatory region sequence-specific DNA binding
Source: RefSeq, a predicted model, not a curated record